Messenger RNA from Nymphaea colorata (pocket water lily), 2325 nucleotides. RefSeq lists its product as uncharacterized. The record is from RefSeq and is a predicted model, not a curated record. Bases 244 to 2082 code for a protein of 612 amino acids. Gene Ontology annotation, molecular function: beta-glucosidase activity. Lineage: Eukaryota; Viridiplantae; Streptophyta; Magnoliopsida; Nymphaeales; Nymphaeaceae. Gene Ontology annotation, biological process: glucan catabolic process. The transcript is spliced from 9 exons.
UUUUCAUCUGAAUCUCUCCCUCCCUCCCUCCUCUCUUCUUGCCUUCUGCCUCUCCUUGUCACCCAAUUUUUUUAGUUUAAUGGAUCUUCCAUUUGAUCGGCUAAAUCGAGAAAGAUGGUUAGAUGCAGGUUGGACGGGCUGGUGUGACAUGUAGGUGAACUUGUUCGACAUGAUGUUACAAUUCCAUGUCCUAUAAGAAUGGCAGAAAGGAAGCAGAAAGAAGAAGAAGAUAGAAGUUAAGCUAUGGCCAUGGAAGCAACACCCACUUACAAAGAUCCCCACCAGCCCAUAGAGGCAAGAGUGCAGGACCUCCUCUCCAGGAUGACAUUGGCAGAGAAGAUAGGCCAGAUGACGCAGAUCGAGAGAGCGGUCGCCACACCUUCAGCUAUCAGAGACUUGGCCAUUGGUAGCAUUCUCAGUGGUGGUGGCAGUGCGCCGACGAGUGGCGCUUCGGCAAAGGACUGGGUGGAUAUGGUUGACAGCUUCCAGAAAUCGGCUCUCGAGUCGCGCCUCUCGAUACCAAUGGUGUAUGGUGUUGAUGCUGUCCAUGGACACAACAACGUGGUUGGUGCCACAAUUUUCCCUCACAACAUCGGCCUCGGUGCUACCAGAGAUGCUGAUUUGGUUCAGAAGAUAGCAGAAGCAACAGCCAAAGAAGUUCGAGCCACUGGAAUACCCUACAAUUUUGCUCCUUGUGUAGCCGUUUGUAGAGAUCCAAGAUGGGGGAGAUGUUUUGAGAGUUUUAGUGAAGACUGUGAACUUGUUCGAAGCAUGACAACUGCAGUUCGUGGUUUACAAGGUACACCACCAGAAGGUCACCCUAAGGGAUAUCCAUAUCUAGGUGGCAGAUUAAAUGUCAUUGCCUGUGCUAAGCAUUAUGUUGGAGAUGGGGGAACCGAUGGAGGCGUCAAUGAAGGGAACACUCUAUCAAGCUUUGAACAUCUAGAAAGUGUUCACUUAAGACCAUUUCUGGAUUGUUUGUCGCUUCAUGUGUCAACAGUUAUGGCAUCGUUUUCCAGCUGGAAUGGGACCAAAUUACAUUGCAACUAUUAUCUUAUUACAGAGCUUUUGAAAGAAGAACUGGGCUUUAAGGGAUUUGUGAUUUCUGAUUGGGAAGGAAUAGACAAAAUCCUAGAUCCACCAAAAUCUGACUACCGCUAUUGUAUCUCGGCUUCAAUAAAUGCAGGAAUGGACAUGGUGAUGGUACCUUUCCUCUAUGAGGAAUUCAUAAAAGAAUUGACAUCCUUGGUGGAAUCAGGAGAGAUACCAAUGGCGAGAAUCAAUGAUGCUGUCGAAAGGAUUCUCAGAGUCAAAUUCAUUUCUGGGCUCUUUGAACACCCCUUUGCCGACAGAUCUCUGCUUCAGACAGUGGGUUGUGAGGCGCACAGGAAAUUGGCUAGAGAAGCUGUCCGCAAGUCCUUGGUGCUACUGAAAAAUGGCAAAGACCCAGAAAAACCAUUUCUUCCUCUGGACAAGAAAGCCAAGAGAGUUCUCGUUGUUGGUCAGCAUGCUAAUGAUAUAGGUUAUCUGUGUGGUGGUUGGACCAUAAGCUGGGCUGGGAGCAGUGGCAGAAUCACGGAAGGGACAACCAUCCUAGAGGCAAUAAAAAAGACAGUCAGCGAACAUACUGAAGUCAUCUACGAAGUAGACCCAUCACCAGAAAUCUUCAAUGAUUCUGAAUUUUCAUUUGCAAUUGUUGUGGUUGGAGAGGAACCUUACGUAGAAACUUGGGGGGACAACUCUGUGCUUGAUAUUCCUUUAAAUGGUGCAGAACUCAUAAGAUUGGUUGGUAGCAAGGUGCCCACUCUUGUGAUUAUGAUAUCUGGAAGGCCUCUUGUUGUGGAACAAGUGCUGGACAAUAUGGAAGCAUUCGUGGCUGCUUGGCUGCCUGGAACUGAGUGCGAUGGGAUUACUGAUGUAAUAUUUGGGGACUAUGAAUUCCAUGGAACUCUGCCGAGAACCUGGUUUAAAAGAGUAGAUCAGUUGCCGAUGAGUGUUGGUGAUUCAAACUAUGACCCCCUCUUCCCAUUUGGGUUUGGCCUGAAGAUGAAUCUGAAAAAGCAAGAUACAACAAAGCAAUAGGCUGGUCUCUAGAACCGUAAUAAGAUGAUUUGGCUUUUGGUCAUGAACCCGCCCCAUUUGAAGCAAACCACGCUUGUAUAGCCUUAGUCUUUUUAUUCUAAGGCUCAUUUAUUUGAUAUUUGCCACAUGUAUGGUCAUAAAUAAUGUUGAUGCCUUAUUGCGUUCGGUUUUGGUAGUUGCCAAAUAUUUAGAUGUAGCCCGUGUCUAUUGUUUCUGUUUAAAUGUGAUUGACAGUUUCUUGCA